This is a messenger RNA of Syngnathus acus (greater pipefish), 1761 nucleotides long. It is a transcript of the gene syt5b, whose product is annotated as synaptotagmin Vb. The record is from RefSeq and is a predicted model, not a curated record. Gene Ontology annotation, biological process: cellular response to calcium ion; regulation of dopamine secretion; regulation of calcium ion-dependent exocytosis. Bases 166 to 1431 code for a protein of 421 amino acids. Gene Ontology annotation, molecular function: calcium ion binding; phosphatidylserine binding; calcium-dependent phospholipid binding. Lineage: Eukaryota; Metazoa; Chordata; Actinopteri; Syngnathiformes; Syngnathidae. The transcript is spliced from 9 exons. Gene Ontology annotation, cellular component: dense core granule; synaptic vesicle membrane; axon.
UUCCAACACUGCUCGAGUGAUUUGCCAGGGCUUUAGCUUUGAUGGACACGGGCACAGGGAGGCUGCCAGUCGUGUCGAGGGAAUGAUGCGCGUGUGACGGCUUCCAGCACAAAACGGAACUUUUGGGGUGCCAUCAGAGGAAUAAAAACGAUCACAUCAGCUGACAUGAGGCUGGUGAGGAACGGUGGCUUUCGGGUCCGCAGGGCCGCCGAGAUGCCCGAGAAGGAAUCUGAGGAGGCCGGGGAGGAAGUUCACCACGAGCACCACGGCGCGGAACACCACGACCACACCGAGCAUCACCCCGGCCACGACUACAACCACAUGAAGGACAAGUUCAUGAAUGAACUCGAGCGGCUACCCAUUCCCAUGUGGGCGGUAGGAGCCAUCGUGCUGGUGGUACUAGUGUUGGUGGUGUGCUUCAUCUUUUGCGUUUUCAAAAAAUGCUUUGGAAAGAAGAAAAAGCCCAAGAAAGUGAGAGAGAGGAAGACAGGGCGCCGCAGGAAGGCAAAGGAAGGCGAAGGCGAGACUGGAGAGAAGGAGGGCGAGGUGAAGAAGGAAGGUGAAGAAGAGGAGAAAGAGCAGGAAAAGUUGGGCAAAUUGGAGUUCUCGCUGGACUACAACUUCACAGAUUCCCAGCUCAUCGUGGGAAUCCUUCAGGCUCAGGAUCUGGCUGCGAUGGACAUGGGGGGCACCUCAGACCCUUACGUCAAAGUCUUCCUGUUGCCGGACAAAAAAAAGAAGUAUGAAACCAAGGUUCAGCGCAAGAAUUUGUGUCCGGUUUUUAACGAGACUUUCUUCUUCAAGAUCCCCUACGCAGAGUUGGGCGGAAAGACAUUGGUGCUUCAGGUCUUUGAUUUCGAUCGUUUCUCCAAGCAUGACAUGAUCGGCGACAUCAAGAUCCCGAUGAACAGCGUCGAUUUGGGCCAACCCAUGCAACAGUGGAGGGACUUGGAGAGUGUGGAAAAGGAAGAGGAGAAAUUGGGUGACGUCUGCAUCUCUUUGAGAUACGUCCCUACUGCUGGGAAACUGACAGUGAAUAUCAUGGAGGCAAAGAAUCUGAAGAAAAUGGAUGUCGGGGGCUUAUCGGAUCCAUUCGUGAAGAUUGUCCUGCAGCAAAAUGGAAAACGGAUCAAGAAGAAGAAGACAACAGUCAAGAAAAACACACUCAAUCCUUACUUUAAUGAGAGUUUCAGUUUCGAAGUCCCCUUUGAACAGAUACAGAAAGUGCAGGUGGUCAUCACGGUGUACGACUAUGAUAAACUGGGCAGCAACGAUCCCAUCGGAAAGACCUUCAUGGGUUAUGGAGCCACGGGUGUGGGCCUGCGCCACUGGUCAGACAUGUUGGCCAAUCCUAGACGUCCGGUAGCUCAGUGGCACACGCUGUUGCCAGAAGAGGAAGUCGACUCGGCGCUCAAAGCCAAACCUCGCUGAAGGGUACUCGCUGUUUUUUUUUUUUUUGGGGUGUGUGUCUUCCCUUGUUUUUUGCAUGUUUUGAUUGCAAAAUUUAAUCAAGAUUAAAUGCUGUGUUGGUAUUUCUUUUUACCAGGCAAGGCAAUUUUUGUGUAAGAGUAUUUUUUUUAGUAUUAUUUUCCUUUGUGAAAUACAGUCACUAAGACCUUUAUGUAGACCUGUAUGCCAUAAAAACAAAUGUAAAUGUGCUGUAUGUAUGCUAUUGCUCAUAUUAACGUGCGUGUCUUUGUAUAUGCGUGGAAAAUUCUAUCCUCUAUCCUAUUUGAAAUAAACAGAUACUUUAUAGUUUAA